[Torrubiella] hemipterigena is the source of this 300-nucleotide messenger RNA. Lineage: Eukaryota; Fungi; Ascomycota; Sordariomycetes; Hypocreales; Clavicipitaceae. The record is from the annotation of a GenBank genome assembly.
AUGCGCCGCUGCUUCUCGGCGUCGGCCAAAGUCCCCCUCCAGAGCCCGCCGGCCCGCGCAGCCCCCCGACGCUCGUCCUCGAAAUGGCUCCCUAUAGCAGCUGGCCUCGUUGUAGCAGGCGGCGCUGCCAAACUAUACGCCGACACCACACGUGAGAGCAUGUCGCUGAGCCGACAGGCCGCCCAGCGCAUCGACGACGAGCGCGAGAAGCGCAACGCCAUGCUGCUCGAAGUGUAUGGCAGCGGCGAGAGCCUCGAAGAGCUGGAAAAGGCCGUUGCCUUUUACGAGAGUAAAAAGUAA